This is a messenger RNA of Centruroides sculpturatus (bark scorpion), 831 nucleotides long. RefSeq names its product zinc finger protein 600-like. The record is from RefSeq and is a predicted model, not a curated record. Lineage: Eukaryota; Metazoa; Arthropoda; Arachnida; Scorpiones; Buthidae. The coding region runs from base 1 to 831 and encodes 276 amino acids. The transcript is spliced from 3 exons.
AUGAAGAUAAAACAAGAGUUAGAAACGGAACAUUCGGACUUUACAAUUGAAGGAAGCGAAGAAAAAUUUGAACUUGAUUUUAAAAAUUUCAAGAGAGAAUACAAUAUAGAUGUGAAGUGCUAUAAAACAAUUAAAUCGGAACCCUUAGAGCCAGUCAACAAUGAAUUCUUCACUCCGGACGAAGAUUUCAACAAUAAUGAAAUGAACAUCCAAAUUAAGGAGGAAGAGCAGAUUCAAGAAGAUAUUCUACACAACUGCGAAAGAGAAAAACAUUUUAAAUAUAAUAUCAAAACAAGCAAAUACGUUCUUUCCAGUAGGAAAUGCAAUAAAAUUCAUGAUAAGAUUAAAAGGAAAUACUUCAAGGUGUUGAUUGCAUCUCAUUCUAAACAAGAAUUUACGUGUGAUUUAUGUAAACAGACUUUUACAAAUAAGAGAAUAUUACAAACACAUCUGUUCUGUCAUAUUAGAAAGAAACCAUUUCGCUGCACAGCCUGCAAUAAAAAGUUUUUGUGGCAAUUUCUUUUGCGAAGACACGUGAAAGAACACAAAAGUGGAAAUAAAAACGAAAUCUCUCAUAGGAAUUUACGUUUGCAGCCAUCUGGUGAUGCAGUGAAGUCAUCUUCAAGAAAUGGUAAAGUUCACGCCUCCAAGAUAUGUGAAAAAGAAUAUAAGCUUAAAAAUAGUUUGUUACGUCAUAAACCAACGCAUAGUGAAGAUCGUUCUUUCAAAUGCGAUAUUUGCAAUAAGAGUUUCAAACGGAAGGACUGUUUAANAUUAAAAAUAUCUACAACCAGUGAGAGAGAUAAAAGGAAGGUCUUAUUACACCAAUGA